Molecule: messenger RNA, 2055 nt
Organism: Eruca vesicaria subsp. sativa (arugula)
Lineage: Eukaryota; Viridiplantae; Streptophyta; Magnoliopsida; Brassicales; Brassicaceae
Source: the annotation of a GenBank genome assembly
AUGAGAAAAGGAGACGACCGGUUUAAACCGGUUCACGAAGACGAACCGCUUUUUGUCACCGGGAGGAGAACCGGAAGAGUGAUAGCGUACCGGGUUUUCUCAGCCUCGGUUUCCUUUUGCAUCUGUUGGAUUUGGCUCUACAGAGUGACCGCACCACCGGUAGAGACUGAUGAAAACCGGACCGGUUUAGUUCGUCUCCUCGCUGGAACCCGGUUUGGCGGUUCACCUUCACCGAUAGACUAUCCCGGAGUCUUAUCCGUCGCGGCUCUUGAUUACCCACCGGAGAAACUAGCCGUGUAUCUCUCCGACGACGGUGGUUCCGAGCUCACGUUUUACGCUCUUGCCGAGGCUGCUGAGUUUGCUAAAGUUUGGGUUCCGUAUUGCAAGAGAUUCAACGUGGAACCGAGAUCCCCUGCUGCUUACUUGUCAUGCAAGGCAAGUGGUUUUGACUCGACUGAAACAGAGGAAGUAGCUAGGUUGUAUAAAGAAAUGGCGGCGAGGAUUGAAACGGCUGCGAGACUCGGACGAAUACCAGAUGACGCGCGUUUGAAGUACGGUGAGGGGUUCUCGCAAUGGGACUCUGACGCUACUCGCAGAAACCAUGGAACCAUUCUUCAAAUUUUGGUGGAUGGAAGAAAAGAGAAUACGUUAACAGUACCAACGUUGGUGUAUUUAUCGAGAGAGAAGAGGCCAGAGUAUCAUCAUCACUUCAAGGCUGGAGCCAUGAACGCAUUGAUUAGGGUUUCUUCAAAGAUCAGCUGUGGGAGAAUCAUACUAAACGUGGACUGUGAUAUGUACUCAAACAACUCAAAGUCAGCACGCGACGCGCUCUGCAUCCUCCUUGAUGAUAAAGAGGGAAAAGAGAUUGCUUUCGUACAGUUCCCUCAGUGUUUUGAGAACCUUACAAAGAAUGAUUUGUAUGGAAGCAUGAUGCGAGUAGGAUAUGAUGUGGAGUUUAAUGGAUUGGAUGGAAAUGGUGGUCCAUUAUACAUUGGAACUGGAUGCUUUCACAGAAGAGAUGUGAUCUGCGGAAGAAAGUAUGGAGAGGUAGAAGAAGAAGAAGAAGAAGAAUCUGAGGAUAUUUCAGAGACUGAGAUGAUUAAGGCUCUCGUGAGCUGCACUUACGAAGAAAACUCUCAAUGGGGAAAGGAGAUGGGUGUAAAAUAUGGUUGUCCAGUAGAGGAUGUAAUAACCGGUUUAGAGAUCAAGUGCCGCGGAUGGAAAUCAGCAUACUUGAACCCUAAAAAGAAAGCUUUUCUUGGGGUUGCGCCCACCAAUUUGCAUCAAAUGCUUGUGCAGCAGAGGAGAUGGUCGGAGGGUGACUUUCAGGUUCUGCUUUCAGAGCAUAGUCCGGUUUGGUAUGGCCAAGGAAAGAUCGGUUUAGGAUUGAUACUUGGUUACUGUUGCUAUUGCCUUUGGGCUCCAAGUUCAGUACCUGUGAUUCUUUACUCUGUUUUGACUUCUCUCUGUCUCUUCAAAGGCAUUCCUCUGUUUCCAAUGGUCUGGAGCUCGUGGUUUAUCCCGUUUGGAUACGUGACUGUUGCAGCUAACACUUAUAGCCUAGGCGAGUUCUUGUGGUGCGGAGGAACGUUACGUGGGUGGUGGAACGAGCAAAGGAUGUGGCUUUAUAGAAGAACAAGCUCGUUUCUUUUUGGGUUCAUGGACACGAUUCUGAAGAAGCUUGGGGUUUCUGAGUCUGCGUUUGUGAUCACAGCGAAAGUAGCUGAAGAGGAAGCUGCAGAGAGGUACGAGAAAGAGGUGAUGGAAUUCGGAGUGGAGUCUCCGAUGUUUCUCCUCCUUGGAACACUCGGGAUGCUCCAUCUUUUCUGCUUGGCCGCAGCGAUUGUGAGACUGGUGAUGACUUCUAGAGAUGCUGGAGGAGAUGUACAGACAAUGGGUUUGCAGUUUGUGAUAACAGGAGUUCUUGUGGUACUAAACUGGCCUUUAUAUGAAGGCAUGCUGUUGAGGAAAGACAAAGGGAAGAUGCCAAUGACCGUGACAGUUAAAUCGUUUGUCUUAGCUUUGUCUGCUUGCACUUGUAUCGCAUUUUUGUAA